AUGACAAAUCAAGUCAACCUUUACGACCUCGACAAAGAGACAAUUGAUAAGGCAAAGGAAGAUUAUCGAAAUUCUCUCAGAGAUAACGAUGAAGAAAUUAAAGCUCUUGCUGGUAUGGCGAAAACGAAAGCAAUCUUCAAGAAGGCAACUGCAUUUUUCGAGAAGGAAUCACCUGAACUUAGAAAAUUCCUUGAAGAAAAAGGCUAUCUUUUACCUGCACCACCACAAGAUGUCCCCGAUUCAAAGAUUUCAAUUUCGGACGAGAUUUACCAGCAGUUAGUGAACACAAUUAAGACACUGAAAGAAAAGUUGAAAACUCUUGAAGAUAUUGUUGAGAAGAUUCAUCCACAAACCAAUUGA
Molecule: messenger RNA, 360 nt
Organism: Trichomonas vaginalis G3
Lineage: Eukaryota; Parabasalia; Trichomonadida; Trichomonadidae
Exons: 1
Coding region: 1-360 (119 amino acids)
Source: RefSeq, a predicted model, not a curated record